CACACUUACACACAUAGUACACUGCAGUCCAAAGCUGCAGUAGCGUAGCGUAGUAUAUGCCUUCAUAUAUAGCGUAUACGCGCCUACGCAAGCAAAGUAAACGUAGCCUCAAAUGUCGCUUGAUAAAUAAGUGUCAAAUAAAAACUGUACUCGAUUGCCAUUUUACUACGUGAAUCCUAGCGAUUGUGAUAGUGCAAUGGAUUAGAAACUCAAGAAACUCAGUUGUGAAAUAUGAAUUCAAAAAUAAUUCUAUAGCCCCGAUCGUAUGGACGCUUAUUCAUGUGAUUGAUACCUUGAACGUUUAAAAAGAACAUUAUAGUCAUGAACGAAACAACCUCUGGUGAGGUGUCAAUGGAAGUGAGCACUGGGGGUGGUAAACAAAAAUUUCUUAUUCAUGCUAACGAUCAUAGCGAAAAGAACUUGGGUGCAAUGAAGAAUGAAGAUAUUAACAGUGAAGAUUUUCCAUCUCAUUUUGAAGCUUUGGAAGAGACAAAUAAUAUAGAUCAGAACCUUGUUUCAAUAUGCAAUGUAAAAGCUACUACCUCUUCUCCUGAACUUAUUAUUGGAGACAAACAAGUCAUUAUUUGGGACGAACUUUGCAGAGUUUGUGCAACAUCAAACGAAAAACUUGUAUCAGUAUUUGGUACUGAAGGAACACAGUAUGAGUUAGAAACAAAAAUUCAAGAAUAUCUACCACAGAUAAGGCUUUCUCAGGAUGAUUUUCUUCCCAUGAAAGUAUGUUACCAUUGUAUUUCAAUUUUAGUAGGAUGGCAUGAUAUAUAUACAAAAUGCGAUCAAGCACAAGAAAGACUAUUGGAAUUGCAUCAACAAUUGCAUCCAAAGGAUCAGCCUCUUCAUUUAUCAACAUCUGAAGAAAUAAGUUUAAGCAAUGAAGAGAACCACAGUAUUGACAUGAAAGAAGAAAUUCAACAUUAUGAUCCAAACUUACUCGCAGUUUCAUCAGAUAACAAUGUGAAUAUUCCUGAAAAUAAAAGAGCCAACGGGGUCGACGGCAUCGAACAUCCCGCAGUCUCGCCGAAUGACUACUCCGAGGACUGCUCCUCGCCCGCUGUCCCGAGUAGUAACACUGGCGACGUCGCAACGACCCUGUACCAGUGCGGCGUCUGCGAGUUGCUGUUCGAGCAAGAGAUCGAGCUCUUGAGACACCUCAAGGGCGCGCACAAGUCGCCCGCCAACUUGGAGUACCAGUGCACGCUGUGUCUGCGCAAGUUCUUGUCCAAGGUGCGCCUGGUCCGGCAUCUGGCCAAUCACAGGCACAACAACGACCUCGUGAAUGCGGAGUCGAUCGCCGCAGAGAGGCAGAGAAUCCCCGAGAAUUCGGGCCACCAUUACAAGUGCGAGCUCUGCCAGAAGAUCCUGAGCUCGCGCCUCAACAUGAUUCGGCACUUGCGAAUGCACAAGGACGAGCGAUUGUCGGUCUGUCACGUCUGCGGCAAGUCAUUCCGCUCGGACGGCGACGUCAAGCGUCACAUCAACGACGUGCACCUGAAGCUGAAACGCCACUCGUGCGGGUACUGCGACCGGGCAUUCGCCGCCAAGGCCACCAAAGACGCCCAUCAGAGAAUACACACGGGCGAGAAGCCGUUCCUGUGCAGCCAAUGCCCGAGGCGCUUCCGCUCGAUCAAUCUGCUCGGCGUGCACAAGAAGGUGCACGAGAAUCAUCGGCCCUUCGGCUGCGCCUACUGCCCCAAGACGUUCCGCUCCAAGCAGAAGGUGCAGGUGCACGAGUCCGUACACACGGGCUACAAACCCUUCGAGUGCGACGUCUGCGGCAGCGCGUUCUCGUCCAAGGGCGAGUGCAAGAGGCACAGCAUAAGCCAUUCGAGCGAGCGACCUUUCGAGUGCAGCCUGUGCGACAAGUCGUUCAAGCUCAACAAGUACCUGAGAGGUCACUUGAGAAAGUGCCAUCCCAAAGAAGCCCCUGAUAUCCUUUAUCAGAUGGAUAAUUACACCAAGAAGAGACAACCUCGAGAACGAAUUGUCAAGGAGUUCCGCAAAGUUUACGUGCCAGGUAUGCCAGUGUUAAACGACGAACCCGAGCCACCCAAAAAGAAAAGACUCACAAAAAAAGCCACCGCCACUGACGCCAGCCUAUCAAAGAAACGGAAAAAAACAUUGGUCGGAAAAGCGUUGAAAAAAUCAGAAAAAACGACCAAUUCUAAGCAAACAUCGAAAGAAACCGCGGCAUCCUCCGCGGAUAAAGACAAACCCACAGAUGUCAAUGACAACAAGGGAACAACGCCUAGCCAGGAUUUGGACGAUUCGUUCGAAGACUCAGUGUUUCCACCGAAAAAGAAGAGAGUAAAUCGCACUUGUUCGGAUUGCGGUAAAAAAUUCCGACUCGAGGAGAGCUACCAGAUGCAUCUUCGAGUGCACCAGGGCUUGCUGCCGUAUAUCUGCAAGCAGUGUGGCAAGCAAUUUAGCCAGAAUGGAAGUCUCUACUAUCACGAGAGACACGUCCACGGUGGCGUGAAAAAUCAUGUCUGCGAGAUAUGCAAACGCUGCUUCGCCAUGAAGACCGCCCUGGAGGACCACAGGCGAAUCCACACGGGUGAGCGGCCUUAUUUCUGCGAGCACUGCGGCAAGUCCUUCAAAACGAAGGCGUCGCUCUACAUACACCGCAAACUGCACACGGACGAGUUUCCUUUUAAAUGCAGCUACUGUAAUAAGGCCUUCCGAUGGAAGCAGCAGAUGGUCAGUCACGUGACGACGCACACUGGCGAAAAGAAUCACAUCUGCGAGAUCUGUGGCAAAGGCUUUGGAGUGAAGAAUGAGCUCACGCGGCACAUACUAACUCAUUCGACGGAAAAACCCUUCAAGUGUGAAACGUGUCAUAUCAGUUUUGGUCAGCAGAGAUACUUGACUAAUCACAACAGAACGAAGCAUAAAAUUACGCAGAACGAAAAUGAAAGUUUAACUUUGCUAAGCUAGAAUAUAAUGUAAAAGGGACAUAAUGUAAAAGGGAUAUUGUAAAUGGUUAUUGAAAAAAUUACCCUGCACUGUCGACGUUCAUUAUACAAAAUAUUUUCACAUUUCAUGACGACUUCUACAAAGUAAUGCAUCAUUGUUUUACCCGUUCUUUCGCUCCGUGUAAAUUUAAAUGAAUGUAAAAAACAAAAUCAGUCUCUUAUGGUAAGAGUUGAGAUAGUAAUUUUAAUGUAAAAAAAUGUUGCUAAUAAUAUGAAUGAAUAUUUCGCAUUUUCAUAAUUGAAUUAAACUUUUUAAUUGUAAUCAGUACGUUAUCAGUACGUAUCAUCAUCUGUAUAAAUUCAAGAUUAACUUAUGUAAAUAUCAAUUCACCUUAAAAAUGAAUUUUUAAUAAUAAAUAAUUUAAAAGUAACGAAAAUUUCAUUGACACGAGUAAAACUAGUACUCUACCUAAAAAUGUUAAAUACGUAUUCAUUUUAUACUUUACAGUUUCAACAUCUCAAAUCAUUGGGGUUAUCACGGCCCUGAAAAGUAAUAAACCAACGCCUCUG
Molecule: messenger RNA, 3500 nt
Organism: Trichogramma pretiosum
Lineage: Eukaryota; Metazoa; Arthropoda; Insecta; Hymenoptera; Trichogrammatidae
Product: zinc finger protein 595-like
Exons: 7
Coding region: 322-2952 (876 amino acids)
Biological process (GO): regulation of transcription by RNA polymerase II
Cellular component (GO): nucleus
Molecular function (GO): RNA polymerase II cis-regulatory region sequence-specific DNA binding; DNA-binding transcription factor activity; zinc ion binding
Source: RefSeq, a predicted model, not a curated record